AUGAUCAUGAAAUUUUAUUGUCUCUUCUUUAUUCUCGGUUUGAUUGCUUCCAUUUCGUGUCGCAGUAUUCAGUUCAAUAUUAACACAACUAAUGAACCAAUAUCAGCAACGACUCUCGCUCCUGAAAAAAUCCAUGUAACUAUCCAUGAAAAUAGUUAUACAGCUGAAGAUGAGUACAAAUAUAUCAAUGAAUGCGUACAGAAAUGUAUGGAAAAUCGUCCUCAAAAGCAGCAAUCCAAUUCGAACGCAUUCGAUGCAGGCAGAGACAACUGUAUUCAAAUACAAUGUCGAAUCUACCAACGGCGUCGUUAA
This is a messenger RNA of Adineta ricciae, 312 nucleotides long. NCBI's taxonomy places the organism in Eukaryota, Metazoa, Rotifera, Eurotatoria, Adinetida, Adinetidae. The record is from the annotation of a GenBank genome assembly.